GCAGCAGUUAGUGUGUGUGUAUGUGUGUGUGUGUAUGUAUGUGUGUAUUUUUGUGUGUAUUAGGCAACAAAAGAGACAUUGUAUUGGAUUAUUUUUGAAGGGGAACAACAUUACAGGAGGUAACCGGGUGUCAGGGAGGAAGAGGAAGAGGAAGGACGAGGAUGAUGAUGAUGAUGAUGAUGAUGAUGAUGACAUGUAGUUGAGCCCACACUGAGUGAGGAUCCAGGACAGAGAGAGGUGAAGAUGCCGAGGAGGAAGCAGUCCAACCCGCAGCCCGUCAAAUUGGACUCGGAGGACGGGACGGUGGUGUGUGAUCCUAGCUGCCUGGUCCUGGAUAGCGACUUCCUGCUGAGCGGAGAGCUGGAGUUUGGAGACUCAGAGAUCAUGGGACUGGAUAGAGACACAGGUUUGACCGUCUUCUCUCUGAGCGUUGAGGACGACUCGGCUCCCACAGACUCCACCUUCCCGGCCUUCCUCUCCUGUAAAGGCUGCGGACAACUUCUGGGAGACACACCUCUGGGCGCAGGCUUGGAUCUGGGUGUGGGUCUGGAUUUGGGGGCAGAGCUUUAUUGUCUCAGCUGUGAGGAAGGUCUCCAGCAUGCAGCCUCCAUCGACUCCUCUCAUGAGGACGGAUCAAACCUGGCUGACGGAUCCAUCGGCGGCGGCUCCGGCAGGAAGAGAAGCGCUGUAGGUAAGGAAGGCGAGGGCGAGGGCGACGGUGACGGCGACAUCGCUCCCAAGCCGUUCACCUGCUCUCUUUGCCCCUUCACCUCGCGCUACUCCAACCACCUCAAACGCCACAUGAGGAUCCACGACGGGCAGAAGCCGUACCGCUGCCCCGUCUGCCCCUACGCCUCGGCGCAGCUCGUCAACCUGCAGCGGCACGCGCGCACACACACCGGGGAGAAGCCGUACCGCUGCCACCAGUGCAGCUACGCAUGCAGCUCCCUCGGCAACCUGCGCAGGCACCAGCGCAUGCACACGCAGGAGAGGCCGCAGCGCAGGGAGAAGGAGAAGAGACGAGGGAGGAGGAAAAAGAACAAGCAGACGCUGAAGAGGUUUAAACAAUUCAUGUCUGAUCUGACCCUGCGAGUGUCUCAGGAUUCGGUUACCUCCAGCGUUGGGGGUCUGGGCUCUCCCUCCGCUCCUCUCCCCGUCCUCCUCUUCCCGCUGUGCUGCCGGCUGUGCGGCCUCACGCUGGAGGAGGCCGACCUGGAGGGGGACAAAGCCGAGGAAGAGGGGGAUGGAGAAGCGUCUCAUCCUCAGGUGUGUCGCCGCUGCUCGUACCUCCUGGACAAAGACGGCGCCGGUCCUCCCUGCAGCCCGUCGGCGUCUCGAGGAUCCCGCCGGGGUCGCCGUGGCAACAAACUGUACCACUGCCCUCACUGCCCCUUCCUGUCCCACUACCCCAACCACCUGGCCCGCCACGCACACACACACUCUGAGGAGAAACCCCACCGCUGCCCUCACUGCCCUUACACCUCCUCGCACCUCGACAACCUCAAACGCCACCUGCGGGUGCACGGAGAGAAGCCGUACCAGUGCCCGUCCUGCAGCUACGCCUGCGGGAACCUCGCCAACCUGCGGAGGCACGAGCGCAUCCACUCGGGCUCUAAGCCGUUCCACUGCGGCGUCUGCGGCUACUCCUGCAACCAGAGCAUGAACCUGAAGAGGCACAUGCUGCGGCACACGGGGGAGAAGCCGUAUGCCUGCGCCGAGUGCAGCUACACGACGGGCCACUGGGACAACUACAAGCGGCACCAGAGGAAACACGGACACAACACGGACAGCUGGGACAAACACGCACCCAUCAACGGCCUCAGCUGGGGGAAAGACUCUCAGGAGAGCCAGAGUCAGGGACAGCAGCACAGUUAGAUGAUGCUGUGUGUGUGUGUGUGUGUGUGUGUGUGUGUGUGUGUGUGUGUGUGUGUGUGUGUGUGUGUGUGUGUGUGUGUGUGUGUGUGUGUGUGUGUGUGUGUGUGUGUGUGUGUG
This is a messenger RNA of Scomber scombrus (Atlantic mackerel), 1992 nucleotides long. RefSeq names its product zinc finger protein 513. Gene Ontology annotation, biological process: regulation of transcription by RNA polymerase II. Gene Ontology annotation, molecular function: DNA-binding transcription factor activity; RNA polymerase II cis-regulatory region sequence-specific DNA binding. Lineage: Eukaryota; Metazoa; Chordata; Actinopteri; Scombriformes; Scombridae. The record is from RefSeq and is a predicted model, not a curated record.